This is a messenger RNA of Morone saxatilis (striped sea-bass), 2445 nucleotides long. It is a transcript of the gene mlc1, whose product is annotated as modulator of VRAC current 1. Gene Ontology annotation, cellular component: endoplasmic reticulum; cytoplasmic vesicle; plasma membrane. NCBI's taxonomy places the organism in Eukaryota, Metazoa, Chordata, Actinopteri, Moronidae. The record is from RefSeq and is a predicted model, not a curated record. The coding region runs from base 214 to 1431 and encodes 405 amino acids. The transcript is spliced from 12 exons. Gene Ontology annotation, biological process: regulation of response to osmotic stress.
GAGAGUGUAAGAGUGAGGGAGAGAAAUGGGGAGCAGAAGGAGCUGCAGACAAAAACAAGCUGUCUUCCAUGUGGUGAUUUGAUCUCAGCUGUUGGAGGAUACCUUUGUUGGACAAUAUUUGAGGAGAUUCUGCCCGAGACUCAACAACAGGCUGUAAUCCUCACUCCGUGUUUCCCACUCAGUCAUUGAAGUUAGCCACCAGCUGUUUCAGUGAUGCAGUGCGACGAGCUCUCAGCCAGAGAGGAGUUCACCUACAGUCACAUGUCCACUCUGGAGAGGGACAGCGGGACGUUGGGACGACGGGGUGACAGGGGAGCAGAGAGAAGGCCAGACAGGGGGGAGCGGUAUAGGCCCGAGCGGGACAGCUACACAGUGGACGUGAGAGCCAGUGACCUGCAGCUGGCCCAGCCGGAGCCUGUAAAGCACCCCUGCUUCAGCUACAGGGCCUGGCUCUACAGUGUCCUCAUAGGGGGCAGUCUGCUCAUCACAUCGGGUUUCUCUCUGUACCUGGGAAAUGUGUUUCCUGUUGCCAUGGACUACCUACGCUGUGCUGCAGGCUCUGGCCUUCCUGCAGCGAUAGCCAGUUUUGCCAUUGCCAAGAACAGACAUGUUGCAGUGUCAGAUUUUCAGGUGGUCUAUGUGUCAACAUUUGCUGUGACGACUACUUGCCUGGUUUGGUUUGGAUGUAAACUGGUCCUGAACCCUUCUGCUGUCAAUAUCAACUUUAACCUCAUUCUGAUGAUUUUGCUGGAGGUGUUGAUGGCCAGUACCGUCAUCCUGUCAGCCCGCUCUGCAGAAGACUGCUGCUGCCACAGGAAGCCGGUGACAUAUGACAGACCUGUGGUUAUAACCCCUGCAGUGUUCCCCACUCGACUCCUUAAGGCAUAUUCUGUGAUUGAAAUAAUCGUUGGAAUCUCUGCUGUAUUUGGAGGAAUUAUUGCACUCAACAUGGACGCUUUGCUACCUGGCCCCUACUUGUCUGUCACAUUUUUCUGGAUUCUUGUGGCUUGUUUUCCCAGUGCAAUUGCCAGUCACGUUGUGUCAGAAUACCCCAAUAAAUGUCUGGUGGAGGUUCUGAUUGCCAUCAGCAGUGUGACAUCUCCCCUGCUCUUUUCAGCCUCCGGCUUCCUCUCAUGCAGUGUGAUCAGCUUUAUUGAAAUUUUCCUGCAUGAAGUGCCUACAGCCAAACAAUCCUACGACAUCCUGCUGCUGAUUCUGAUGGUGUUGCUGCUUGUGCAGGCAGUUCUAACUUCAGCCACUGUGGUGCACUGUGCCUCCUACAAGAGUCAGCUCCGCAUGGGGGCUCCAGAGUGCAGUGAUAGCAUGCACUCUGCAACCCAUUACUGUGAGCAGCAAGCAUCCAACGGAACACUGCAGGAUUUUGACAAAGACAGAGCUUGGAAGGCAGUUGUGGUCCAAAUGGCCCAAUGAACACUCUUACAGUACACAGAGAAGCUGAUGAUGCGAAGUGGAAAACAGAAGAAUAAAACAAACUCUAAGCUGCAAGCUACAAGAGUAUAAUCCCGAGACAGAACACACUGGAAGAAAGAAAAAGCAGUAAACAUGUAUUCAGACAUGGCGACAGGGACAUAGAGGAAGGAUUGAGAAGGAAAUAAAAGAUAGAAGAAGAGAGAAGUUUGAAAGAAUGUAAGGUUUUUGAUACUGUCAUAGAUAAUGUUUUGACCACUUUGCUUUGAUGUCUGUUUUCUGGUGUUUUUUUACUGUAGUGAGGAGUGGCAAUAUUUGACCUGGGAAUUUAACUAUUCUCUGUUGUUUAACAAGCACAAGUAUUUUUACAUUGACAUCAUUUAAGUACAAUGAACAAUCGCGUGAGUCAAUGUUCAGUAGUAUAAAAAUGCUUUAGACUUAAACACAAAGUUUUAUGAUGUCUCAAAAUAUCUAACUUUGUUCUAUAAAGUAGAAGCAUACAACUGAAUUCAUCCUAGAUUUAAUGGAUGAGGAAGUUUUACAAUUGUUGUACUGUAGGAUGAAAAGGAUGUUAAUGUACAAAAAUACAUCCAAGACUUUCAACUCAAUGCACGGAUUUGUAUCCCUACAAAGAGUUUAAAAUGAGAAAUGCAUGUUGGCUUAUCUAUCACCUGGCAGUGGCUCAGUUUAUUCUAAGGUAUAAACCUCAAUCAGCCACAUUUAUAGGAAAGUUCUUUCCAUAGAUGCCAAAAUAAGACAACAAAUGACACUUUUUUAUAUCAGCGGCAGACUUAAUUCACUGCAGAUCUUCUUCCCAAAUAGAGAACACUGACAUAUCUUAGCAUUCUUGACUGUGAGUUGUCUUUUGUAUGUGUGUGUUCUCACAGUGGUGUGGUAGAGGUUGUUUAUUACAGUUUAUUACAAGAUAAUUGAUACAGUUGGCUACUGCAAAUACAUUAUUAACUGAUGUAAAGAGUUUUAACUGAAAAUGUGUCGUAUUUAGAAAAAAUAAAAUGU